Messenger RNA from Penicillium paradoxum, 522 nucleotides. Its product is annotated as UPF0220 family protein. Gene Ontology annotation, cellular component: fungal-type vacuole membrane; Vps55/Vps68 complex. Bases 1 to 522 code for a protein of 173 amino acids. The transcript has 4 exons. Lineage: Eukaryota; Fungi; Ascomycota; Eurotiomycetes; Eurotiales; Aspergillaceae. The record is from RefSeq and is a predicted model, not a curated record. Gene Ontology annotation, biological process: late endosome to vacuole transport via multivesicular body sorting pathway; protein targeting to vacuole.
AUGGACGUCUCAAGCAACCGACUCUUCCGUUUCUCCAAGCCAGAGUGGCUCAACAACUCCGCCGUCCGCAAUGGCGGUGUCUACGUCGCAGGCGCACUGUUCGCAGCAGGCUUCUUCUUCCUGAUCGAUGUCGCGACAUUCUCUCAUAGCCCGCGCAAUGGCUCAAACGUGCAUAUCAAAUUCGUCGACUGGAUCCCCGGUAUCUGCUCCGCGUUAGGCAUGCUGGUUAUCAACUCGAUCGAGAAGAGCCGGUUGCAGGCUGAUAGCUUUAGUUACAGCGGGAGCGGAGUUGCUUGGAAGGCGCGGUUUGUGUUGUUUUUGGGCUUUGCAUUGCUUGCCGGCGGGCUGGCGGGUAGUGUGACUGUUAUGGUUCUCAAGUACCUCAUUAAGGAUUAUCCUAUCCAAACGCUGUACUUUGGUAUUGCGAAUAUUGUGGCGAACGGUCUUGUUAUGCUGAGCUCAAUCGUUCUUUGGGUCGCGCAGAACAUCGAGGACGACUACACUUACAACCUUGCACUGUGA